Molecule: messenger RNA, 2961 nt
Organism: Anopheles gambiae (African malaria mosquito)
Lineage: Eukaryota; Metazoa; Arthropoda; Insecta; Diptera; Culicidae
Exons: 1
Coding region: 920-1993 (357 amino acids)
Source: RefSeq, a predicted model, not a curated record
UAGUUAUGUACACAUGCGCUACGCGCUAUGAUACAGGUGCUGAGUAAGAAAACGGUCGCAAGCGAGCCAUCGAUGUUACUCCACGCGCGGAGUCAGGUUCCAACGGGAACUCCACUGGAAGCAGGUUCCCACGACCAGGUGUGGUGUCGUAUGUUCAGACGGAUCGAGGCAACAUGAUCAUCAUAAACGUGGACGACAACGUGACCGGCAAACCUGGCAGCACCGAAAACACCAGCCUAGCUAAAUAGUACCGAAUCCAGAAGUUAGCUUUAGUCUUAGUUUAGCAGUUCGCAAAUAAAGAUCCCCAGUAAUAUUUUUUUUUAAACUUACUCCGGGCUAUCGUAAACAUAAUUGGCGCAGUCGGCUAGGCCCAAUUCACGUUCAGUGACAAGUGUUCAAGUACAGUGCAGUGAAAUAACGGAAAUAAAUCUGUGUAUCGCCCGGACUUUGCUCCAUCGCCCGAUCCGUGGUUGACUCGUGACGAUCGCGUGAAUUUCAUUAUUUCAUAAAGUGUAAGAACAAGUGCACGAACGGUUGGUUUCAACUAUUUAGAAUUGGAAGAGAACAUUCGAACAAAAGCUAGCGGCAAGACUCCCCAGCCAGCGUUACUGGGUAAACUAAUCAACGCAGGACAAUCGCUGACCCAACCCGUGGACAACGAGUGACCAAAGAAGAAAAGGAAGGACAAUCGCUGACCCAAUCCGUGGACAACGAGCGACCAAGGAAGAAAAGGAAGGACAAUCGCUGACCCAACCCGUGGACAACGAUCGAAGAAAAGGAAGGACAAAGCAAAGGACAGGUAACGGAAAACCCUAAUUUCCCGACACGUGGAUAAAUAAGGUGAGUUACAUCCUAAAGCAUAAGUUCCCCCACUCUUAUAAUAAAAAGGCGGUAGGCAACAAACAAUUUUUAUCAUUGAAUGCCAAAAUAUACCCCUUUCCCAAAAGUUCGUUCUUUGAACUUCACUAAGGACAAGAAAAUACCAGUGAAAAUGGAACAAAAUAUACACGCAUUGAUUGAAUCUAUGCGCUUGUUAGAGGAACGCGUUAACACACUCCAAGCGGAAAAUGAUAGUUUACAACGCUUCCAACAACAACAACAGCCGACGACCUCGAGUCGCAGUGCUGACUAUUUUCGUAUCCCGGAUCCAAUUAGGGUCAUUCCCGGAUUCGACGGAAACAAAAAACAGUUAAUCGGUUGGUUAACAACAGUUAAAAAAACACUAGACCUUUUCAAAAACAAUGUGGCACCAGAAAUAUUCAGUGUCUACGAACAGACCGUAAUUAAUAAGAUAGAGGGCAAAGCACGUGACACUAUUUGUGUGAACGGAAACCCUACUACUUUUGAUGAAGUCGCAGAUAUUUUGCAGAACGUUUAUGGCGAUCGAAACAACAUCGCAACGUAUCAAACACAACUGUGGAACCUAAAACAAAACGAAUCUUUGAGCCUUCACUAUAGAAAAACAAAAGAAAUUUUGAUCAAUAUGAAAUCAGUAGCAAGACAGAAUACGGUAUACGCUUCACAUUGGGAGGCAAUUAACCUGUUUUUAGAACAAGAAUGCCUCGCUGCGUUCAUAAAUGGUCUGAGCAAAACAUAUUUUGGACAAACCGCACAACCAGAAGACUUGGAAUCAGCUUAUGCCUUUCUAUGCAGAUUCCAAAACGCUGAAAGAACCAAAUCAAACACCAAUAAUGGGUUCGAAAAACAUCCUAGUGUCGACAAAAAUGUAAAAAGGGAUAAUAAAUUUUCACAACCUAAACACCUUGAAAAUAGACCAUUCAAUAACAUGAAACCAUCUUCAGAUCGUACAAAAAUUGUUCCCAUGGACGUCGAUCAAUACUUACGGUCCAAUAUGAGAAACGAAAUUUUCUCGCAUACAGCCGAAGAAGAUGACGGAAAAACAAUAUCAGAAGAAUCCGAUUCAGACGAAGAAACCGAUAAUGAAGAAGAUGUAAAUUUUCAAAUUACUGCAAACUUAAACCCACCGAGUUAAACGCAAUUAACGGACUACCCUUUUACACAACAAAAUUAAAUGGUUCAAACAUCAAACUUUUAGUAGACAGCGGAGCGAACAAAAACUUUUUAAAUCCAGAAUUAGUUCCACUAACUCAAAGAGUGAAAUGCGAAACAAUCACCAUAAAAAAUAAAAAUGGUAAGUUCAAAUCACAAGAAUGCACAUUCAUAACCAUUCUAGAUAAAAAAUUAAAAUUUUACCUUUUCAAAUGUCAUAAUUAUUUUGACGGAAUACUCGGAUACGAAUCACUCUCCGAUAUGGAAACACUAAUUGAUACAAAAAAUCAUAAACUUAUUCUACCCGAUCGUACAAUCGACUUAGAAAUGAGAACAUUAGAACCCCCUUCAAUUACAUUAAAUGCUAAUAAUUCUCAAAUUAUAAAGCUUCCUGUUUCUCAAACAAAAGGAAAUAUUUUUCUUCCAAAAGACAUUCAAAUAAAAGAUGCAAUAAUUCCUUCAGGCGUUUAUAAAGCAAAACAAGGAUAUGCUAAAGUUCUUGCCAGGAAUUACGGCGACACAUUAACAUUUCAUUGGACUAAACCAGCAAAAACAUAUGAAUUAGACAACAUGAUCGAAAUAAAUCACAUGAGCACACACCCAUAUAAUGAUUAUCCGCAAAAUUACAUAGCAAAUCUCGAAAAUUUAAUUCGCACCGAUCAUUUAAACAAAGAAGAAAAACAUAAAUUUUUCGAAAUUCUUAAACAAAAUCUAGGCAUCAUCCAUCAAGAAAAAGAAAAACUUUCAUGCACCACCGCUAUUAGACAUCGAAUAAAAACUAAAGACGAUAUACCCAUUCACACAAAAACUUAUAGAUACCCCAAUAUUCAUAAAGCAGAAGUGAAUAGGCAAAUCGAAGAAAUGAUUGCUGACGGUAUUAUCCAACAUUCUAUAUCUCCAUGGAUCCCCAAUCUGGAUAGUCCCUAAAAAAUCAGAUGCAAGUGGAAAGGA